Drosophila innubila is the source of this 1014-nucleotide messenger RNA. It is a transcript of the gene Tengl2, whose product is annotated as endonuclease G, mitochondrial. NCBI's taxonomy places the organism in Eukaryota, Metazoa, Arthropoda, Insecta, Diptera, Drosophilidae. Gene Ontology annotation, biological process: apoptotic DNA fragmentation. The record is from RefSeq and is a predicted model, not a curated record. Gene Ontology annotation, cellular component: mitochondrial inner membrane; nucleus. The transcript is spliced from 2 exons. Gene Ontology annotation, molecular function: nucleic acid binding; RNA endonuclease activity; single-stranded DNA endonuclease activity. Bases 34 to 984 code for a protein of 316 amino acids.
GGGAUUCAAUACGCCUUGAUAUAGUACGUUUUUAUGAUCCGCCCUUGGUUGGGAUUGGCCCUGGGACUGGCAGCGUCUCUUGUUGCCUGUUUUGUGGCUGGUGCUUACUUUCAACAUAGACAUGCCACACGUCGGCUGCAACAGUUGGUGCAACAGGAUCCAUAUGCCUACUAUAUCAGUCCAAAGAUCUUUAAUGCCUUUUGUUUCUUUGCCGAACAGAAUGGGGAAGUGCAUCGUGUGCGAAGGAUUAUGAAAUAUGGUUUUCCAGGAUUAGAUGAUGUGAGGAUUUAUAGCGAUUUUGUGCUCUCCUAUGAUCGUCGCAAUCGUGUCGCACAUUGGGUCUGUGAGCAUUUGCAACAAUCGAAUUUGCUGAGGCAACCGGGCGUGGGUCGUGCUAGUGCCACCUACCGGCCAGAUUUGAGUGUACCAUCCACUUUUCGUGCAGCCCUCGCGGAUUAUCGGCACUCGGGCUUCGAUCGUGGUCAUUUAGCGGCCGCUGGAAAUCAUUGCAGUCAUCAGUUGCAUUGCAAUGAAACCUUCUUCUUGACCAACAUUGCGCCACAAAUUGGCCAAGGCUUUAACAGCGGUGCCUGGAACAAACUGGAAACCUAUGUGAGGCACUUAACUCAGCGUUUCGGCUCCGUCUACGUGUGCACGGGUCCGCUCUACAAGCCCAGGCAACAGAGUGCUAACAAAUGGAGCCUGGAAUACCAGAUGAUCGGUUCCAAUAUGGUGGCUGUGCCAACGCAUUAUUUCAAGGUGAUCACGAUUGAGUCAAAGCUACCACUAGGUAAACCCUAUAUGGAAGCCUAUGUGCUACCAAAUUCGCCUAUACCCCAAAAGCUGACACUACGCGACUUUCUCUGCGACAUCCGGGAGAUAGAACAUUAUGCGGGUCUUCAGUUCUUUGAUGGACUGCGACGAAGUGCGAUCUUUGGCAGCAACUUUCCCAGUGAAUCCCAGGUUUUUAGAGAUUUUUUAUAAAUUUAUUGUGUAGAAAAAAUAAAAGGAAUA